GGUUCAGAAGGCUUUGCAUCUUGAACAUCCUGGGUGCAGAGCGGUCACAGGCCAUCCCCACAGAAAGGUUCCUACAGAUGGGGUGCGUGACUGUGUUCUCUCCUCCACACCCCUCUGAGGCUUACGGCCACCAAAGCCCACAGUCCUUCAGGGCUCAGGCCUCGGGGCUAAACAAUGACUCACAGACUUUCACACCUCCCCACACACCCUGCACAUGCCAACUUUUUGUUUUGGUAAAUAAAUACACUCAAAAGUAAUGACCAUCUACUCUGGCCAUCAUUAUUUCAUAAAAGCAAGGCUAUUUUAUCACCAAUGCCAGAUGCACAAUCUCAGAAUAAGCCGAAGUUCUGAAAUUAAAAUACAUUUUAUUUCAUGACAAACUCCCUCUACAUUUUCCUCACUAUUCCGUAGACAGGCACUGGGGAGCCUCCCGCACAGCUAGGGCCACUGGAGCCCAGGCUGCAAAGACCCCAGGAGGUCCCAGAAUCUACCUGCCUCAGGCCCAGAGAGGGGUGGACGUUGCCCAGGACCUGCCGCUGGAAGAGGAGAAAGGUUUUCCCGUUCUCCCCCAGGCAAUUCUCCAUCAAAAUGCCGUCUGACUACAAAGAGGCAGGCACUUGCUUCCGGAUCCCCUCUGCGCUCUGCAGAACUCCCAGGUCACGGAGCUCAUUUCACUAACUGCAGCCGUCCCCCUGGGGCGCCCCGUCUGCCCUACUUGCCAUCAGCCAGAUGCGCAGGAUCUUGUGGCAGAAAGCAGGAGCCUGGAUAGGAAGAGGAGCAGCCAGGCUGAGGUGGGCAACGCUUCCCGUCCCUGGCCCUUCCCACGUCCUCAGAGACCUGGGACCUGAGACUCAUUAGAGCCUGCAUAAUGGAUGCCUCCUUCUCUCUUCUUGGAAAGCCCCAGCCCAUCUUGCUUAAUGGCCACGAGGGAAGUGGGAUACCAGCGCUCCGCUCAUAAAGCCAGCCUCUGCCUCCCCAUCUCCCCUUGGAGGAGGGGCAGCUGGGCGGCUCUCACAGGGGAGGCCUGGCCUCUUGUCUUCUGCUUCACGACAGCUGGAUGACAGUGCUUCUGCUGCAAGUAGCAUGGAGGUGACGGACCGCAUUGCUUCACUGGAGCAGAGAGUCCAGAUGCAAGAAGACGACAUCCAGCUGCUCAAAUCAGCUCUAGCUGAUGUGGUUCGGCGGCUGAACAUUACUGAGGAACAGCAGGCCGUGCUUAACAGGAAAGGACCUACCAAAGCAAGACCACUGAUGCAGACCCUGCCUUUAAGAACCACUGUCAACAAUGGCACUGUGUUACCAAAGAAAUCUAGUGGCUCUCUACCGUCCCCCUCCGGGGCCAGGAAAGAAACCGCUGUGCCGACAACCAAAAGAUUAAACAGAUCUGUGAGUCUUCUCAAUGCUUGCAAACUGAAUAGAUCGACACCAAGUAACAUCAAGAGGACCAGCUCUUCUGAACGAGUAUCUCCUGGGGGUCGAAGAGAAAGCAAUGGGGAUUCCAAAGGAAACCGGAAUCGCACAGGCUCUACCAGCAGCUCUUCUAGUGGCAAAAAGAACAGUGAAAGCAAACCCAAGGAGCCUGUAUUCAGUGCAGCCCUUCUGUCUCUGUCUCCGAAAUCACAAGGGAAACGCCGGGUGACACACUGCAAAGAAGAAGGCUAUGUAAAAAUGUUUCUUCGUGGACGCCCUGUUACCAUGUACAUGCCCAAAGAUCAAGUGGAUUCUUACAGCUUGGAAGCAAAAGUAGAACUUCCAACCAAGAGACUCAAGCUGGAAUGGGUCUACGGGUACAGGGGUCGAGACUGCCGUAACAACCUGUACUUGCUUCCGACGGGAGAGACCGUCUACUUCAUCGCGUCUGUGGUGGUGUUAUACAAUGUGGAGGAGCAACUGCAGAGGCAUUACGCUGGCCACAACGAUGACGUGAAGUGCCUAGCAGUUCAUCCUGACCGGAUCACGAUAGCAACAGGACAAGUCGCAGGCACAUCGAAGGAUGGAAAACAAUUGCCCCCACACGUGCGCAUCUGGGAUUCUGUGACAUUGAAUACUCUGCACGUCAUUGGAAUAGGUUUUUUUGACCGAGCAGUCACCUGUAUUGCAUUCUCAAAAUCUAAUGGAGGAACCAAUCUCUGUGCUGUGGAUGACUCCAACGACCAUGUGCUCUCUGUAUGGGACUGGCAGAAAGAAGAAAAACUGGCGGAUGUGAAGUGCUCUAAUGAAGCUGUGUUUGCUGCGGAUUUCCACCCCACGGACACCAACAUCAUAGUUACCUGUGGAAAAUCACAUCUCUACUUUUGGACACUAGAAGGAAGCUCCCUUAAUAAGAAGCAAGGAUUAUUUGAGAAACAAGAAAAGCCAAAGUUUGUCCUCUGUGUGACUUUCUCUGAAAAUGGUGACACCAUUACUGGAGAUUCGAGUGGCAACAUCUUAGUAUGGGGAAAAGGUACAAAUCGAAUAAGCUAUGCAGUUCAAGGGGCCCAUGAGGGUGGCAUUUUUGCACUUUGUAUGUUAAGAGAUGGCACACUGGUGUCGGGAGGUGGGAAAGACCGAAAGCUCAUUUCUUGGAGCGGGAACUAUCAAAAACUUCGUAAAACAGAGAUUCCAGAACAGUUUGGUCCAAUACGUACAGUGGCCGAGGGGAAAGGUGAUGUGAUCCUGAUUGGCACAACUCGAAACUUUGUCCUGCAGGGCACUCUGUCAGGGGACUUCAUACCCAUUACUCAGGGUCACACUGAUGAGCUCUGGGGACUGGCCAUCCAUGCCUCAAAACCUCAGUUCUUGACCUGUGGGCAUGACAAGCAUGCCACUCUCUGGGACGCUGUGGGUCACCGUCCUGUCUGGGACAAAAUAAUAGAGGAUCCAGCUCAGUCUUCUGGUUUUCAUCCUUCAGGGUCUGUGGUUGCAGUCGGAACACUCACUGGGAGGUGGUUUGUGUUUGACACAGAAACAAAAGACUUGGUCACCGUUCACACAGAUGGAAAUGAACAGCUCUCUGUAAUGCGAUACUCACCAGAUGGGAAUUUCUUAGCCAUAGGCUCGCAUGACAACUGCAUCUAUAUAUAUGGUGUCAGUGACAACGGGAGGAAGUACACGCGAGUGGGCAAGUGCUCGGGUCAUUCCAGCUUCAUUACUCACCUGGACUGGUCUGUAAACUCGCAAUUCCUCGUGUCAAAUUCCGGAGACUACGAAAUCCUCUACUGGGUUCCCUCUGCCUGUAAGCAAGUCGUAAGUGUGGAAACUACGAGAGACAUUGAAUGGGCUACCUAUACCUGCACUUUGGGAUUCCAUGUUUUUGGAGUGUGGCCAGAAGGCUCAGAUGGAACCGACAUCAAUGCCGUCUCUCGGGCCCACGAGAAGAAACUCCUGUCAACAGGCGACGACUUUGGCAAAGUGCACCUCUUCUCAUACCCCUGCUCGCAGUUCAGGGCUCCGAGCCACAUCUACGGCGGGCACAGCAGCCACGUCACCAACGUCGAUUUCCUCUGUGAAGACAGCCACCUCAUCUCCACGGGCGGGAAAGACACGAGCAUCAUGCAGUGGCGUGUUAUUUAGUCCCCAUCAAGAGCUGUGGGGAGCAGCAUGGCAAGGAAGACACAGACUCACAUUACCCUUGGUCACUGUGAUUUCUGUUUUGUUUAAAAAAUUCUUACAAACCUCAGGAAAACUGGGCCCUCUGCCGGCUACCUUAGCUUAGUGCGCCAGCAGGCGCCACAGCGGAUCAGUGGUUCCGUGUUCACUUUUGUUGUACAAUAUAUGACACAGUGCACAUUGAAUACCAACAAGGUUCCAACGUUUACAUUACAGCGACAUCAACAGAAGUAACUGGUAUAUUCUUAGUAACUUUUCUAUGAACUCUUCAAAAAUGGUCACAGAAUGCCUUUUAAAACGUUGUAUAUAGUCUUCACUGUUCCACCAUCUAGCUUGCUAAGUCAAAUAUUUAUGAUGAUAAUGAGGUACUGAACCAUGAUGGCUGUUGAGGAAUUGGUCCUAAAAGGACAGAUCACUUAAGAAGAGUGAAUAACUGAUUUGCACGGCUGAAUCAGGAGACGCAAAGAUGAGACUGUAUUUGGUUACAUUUUGCAAGGUUUCCUUACAUUCUCCCUUGGGGAGGCUGUGAGAGAGGGCUUGUAUUCCUCUUGUGCUAAGCAGAUCCUACUCCUAAUUGACUUAAAUAUUUCAGCAGGGUACACAGGCGUUUCCGAGUUUUCAGUGACACCGUCCUGCCUAACCGGAUGCGGUCAGCCUCUUCACACCCACCUGGCUUGCAUCCCCCAUCCCUUGUUCACACGCCCUGAUUCACGGUGAGACAUUUUGCCACCUUCUUGUGUAUAUUACUUGGCAUGAGAUGAUAUUGUACUUGUAUAGGAUUCUAGCAAUUCAUAAUAAAUAUGUCAGACUAGGCUUUACUGUCUUAUGCUUAUGGACGUUGUAUAUUUGUAUUUUACGACCAAGUAGACCAAGUCAGAAAGAUCUCUCGAGCGUACCGUAAACCUGCAGACAGAAGUCCCGAAGGGCUCCACCAGGUACCAGGGCAGCUGCUUUUCCUGUCUUUUGUGCAUGGGCGACUCAUUACAGUGUGAGAUAAGAUCGAGUUCUGAUGCGUUAAACGGAGGUGGCAGAAAUUUGUCAAGAAGGCCUUAUCCAUUUCGAUUGUGUGACAGAUUGAAAUUUAUUGUUUACAUUGGGGAAUGUAUCUCAAAUUUUUAAAUAGAAGAGUAAUAAACAGACUUUAAAACAAAUAUUAGGAUUUUUACUCAUUCUAGGCAAGCAAAUGAAUGGAAUUAUCUGAGCUCUAUGGCACUGGUUGUUUAGAGUGGCUGAUUAAGUGCAACUUUCAGAAACAUUUUUGAUGGCAUCACCAGCCUACUGCGGAAGUGCAGGGCACCAGUAAACACCAUGUAUUAUUGAAGAUGAAUCUGUUUGUAUGUAUCCUUGUCAAAUAUAUUCUAUAAUGAAAUAAAAUCUGAAAAGUGGAUUUCUUAUUGACCUAUAUUCAUGAAAGCAUAUAAAUUAAAAUAUUUAAAAUUAGAUAUGAUUCACACUAUGUUCUGUUUCAUACGCAGAUUUUGUUCUCACCUGGGCCAUUUGCAGGUGAGACUGUAGUUUGCAGAUGAGACUGUAGUUUGCAGAUGGUGUGGAAACAUUCAUCAGGGGAGAUAACUAUAAAGGAUUUGGCCUAUUACCAUAUUCAGUUGUCAGUUUAUGUAGUUUUGUGAAUACUGGCAAAAGCAAUUGUUUUUCAAUUAACAAUGGAGGGAAUGAUAAGAUGAGGGAAGGAAAAGGCAUUCAUUAUUGACUUACAUGUCAGUAAGGUCUACUUUUAUUUCAAUGCACUCCUAUUUUCCAAGCUUAAUAAUAGACAAAGGAUAAAAAAAAUACACACACAAAUAUACUAUUUUAGAUAUAUGUACUAUUUUAUAUAUAUGUAAACUACUAUAGCUCUCUUUGUAAUGAAUUAAUCAUUUUAUGAAUGAAUGAAUGAAUUUGAUGGAUUUAAAA
Molecule: messenger RNA, 5499 nt
Organism: Cercocebus atys (sooty mangabey)
Lineage: Eukaryota; Metazoa; Chordata; Mammalia; Primates; Cercopithecidae
Gene: EML1
Product: echinoderm microtubule associated protein like 1
Exons: 24
Coding region: 1084-3552 (822 amino acids)
Biological process (GO): microtubule cytoskeleton organization
Cellular component (GO): mitotic spindle
Molecular function (GO): microtubule binding
Source: RefSeq, a predicted model, not a curated record